Molecule: messenger RNA, 834 nt
Organism: Oppiella nova
Lineage: Eukaryota; Metazoa; Arthropoda; Arachnida; Sarcoptiformes; Oppiidae
Source: the annotation of a GenBank genome assembly
AUGGCUGGAAAACUUAUGAACUUAUCGAAUGAAUACGAGGAGGAAGAGCCAUCUCAACCAUUAAAUCCUAAUAAUAUGCUAAACAACGACUGGUGUCGAGGGGUUAUCCGACCGCCAGAAUCGGUUCGGUCUCAACUCAAAUGCUUUCACUUAAACACAACUUUUAUCCCAUUUUUACGCUUAACUCGCAUUAAAGUGGAAGAGAUGUACAAAAGACCACAUAUUGUGGUAAUCCAUGAAUUCCUAUCGGAAUUUGAAAUACAGAUUCUGAAAGCGUGGGCCACACCGGGACUGGAAAGGACGCAAGUUGUGAAUGAUACUACCGGUGCUUACAUACCAUCUAAAGAUCGACUUGCAUUUGGCAAUUGGAUUAAGGAUGAACAGCACUCAGCGAUGGCCACAAUUAGCCGACGUAUCAGUGCUAUCACUGGUCUUGACUUAAGUACCGCCGAAGACGCUAAUAUCAUCAGGUAUGGAGUGGGGGGUUAUUAUGGGCACCAUUACGAUACUGAUGUGUAUGUGGUGGAUAACCCGGUCAUUAAACCCAAAAGGAUAGCCACUUGGAUCAACUACUUGAGCGAUGUGGAGGCAGGAGGUGCCACUGUAUUUCCUUAUAUUAAUGUUGCAGUUUGGCCCGAAAAGGGUGCAGGGUUAUUUUGGUAUAACAUGCUUACAUCGGGUUUAAUAGAUGUAAAUACAAUACAUGGGGGCUGUCCGGUACUGGUGGGCACCAAAUGGAUUGUUACCAAAUGGAUCCGUCCCACUGGACAGGAGUUUCGCAAACUUUGUGAAAAUAAUUUGUUGUCAUAUAAUGUAUUGGGAAUCAAUUCAUAA